Pseudoliparis swirei is the source of this 1692-nucleotide messenger RNA. RefSeq names its product sulfatase modifying factor 1 (gene sumf1). NCBI's taxonomy places the organism in Eukaryota, Metazoa, Chordata, Actinopteri, Perciformes, Liparidae. Gene Ontology annotation, cellular component: endoplasmic reticulum. Bases 39 to 1166 code for a protein of 375 amino acids. The transcript is spliced from 9 exons. The record is from RefSeq and is a predicted model, not a curated record.
CAACAACAUGAGCGGGUCCUGAGUCGCGACCUGCAAGAAUGGUGCGCUGUCUCGCGGUGUGUUUCCUCUUCACUUGUGUGAACACUGUGUUGCACAUUCAGGACUCAUGCGCGGCUCAGGCAGAGCCCGCCGCCCCGCGGGCAGCAGCGAGCUGCGGCUGCGAGAAGUUGAAGAGGGACGCUGCUUUGGAGCGUGUUGAGGAGACCCCCGUACGUGUGGAGGACAGCACCGUGUCCGCAGACCCUGCUCACAAAUACUCGAGAGGCGCGAGGGAAAGGCUGCCAGAGGCUCGGGGAGAGGAGAAGAGCACGCAGAGUCCGAUGGUGCUGAUUUCUGGAGGACAGUUCCUGAUGGGAACAGACGAUCCCGGCAUCCCUGCAGACGGGGAGGGACCUCAGCGGCUGGUGCACGUUGACGCCUUCUCCAUGGACAUCCAGGAAGUCACUAACCAACAGUUCCAGAUCUUUGUCAAUGGCACAGGAUACGUUACUGAGGCGGAGAAAUUUGGAGACUCGUUUGUAUUCGAGGGGAUUUUGAGCGAAAGUGUGAAAAACCAAAUCACCCAAGCAGUUGCUGCCGCCCCCUGGUGGCUACCAGUGAAAGGGGCCAACUGGAGACACCCUGAGGGUCCAGACUCUAACAUCACAGACGUGCUGGACCAUCCUGUUCUACAUGUGUCCUGGGUGGAUGCGGUGGCCUACUGCUCCUGGGCCAAUGGGAGACUUCCGACAGAAGCCGAAUGGGAGUACGCCUGCAGAGGUGGCCUUAAAGACAAACUUUACCCCUGGGGAAACAAGUUGAACCCUAAAGGACAACACUUUGCCAACCUCUGGCAGGGGGAUUUCCCCAACCAUAACUCUGCAGAGGACCGGUACAUUCAAACUUCACCGGUGAAGUCAUUUCCCGCCAACGCUUUUGGUCUGUAUGACAUGGCCGGGAACGCGUGGGAAUGGACCUCAGACUGGUGGACUGUGCAUCACACCACAGAACAACAACACAACCCAACAGGUCCUCCAUCGGGCACCGACAAGGUGAAGAAGGGAGGUUCUUACAUGUGCCACAAGUCUUACUGUUACAGAUACCGAUGUGCAGCCCGGAGCCAGAACACUCCGGACAGCGCAGCCUCCAAUCUUGGUUUCCGCUGUGUCUCUCAGGGGAAACGGUGACCUGAACGAGUCCUCGUACACACAGGGAUCCAACUAUUGGUUGUGCAGUAAACCAAGGACAGGAAUUUAAUAUGUGCCAUCCAACUGACGGGUUGUUGAGAAUGUCUUUCAUUCCAGCAGAUAUUCUACGAAAUUUAAUAUUUUAUAACUUUAUUUAUAAGAAAUGGAGAGUUUUUUCUACAUAUAGAAACUUGAAUAACUAAUAAUAAUAAUUGUAAAUGUUUCACAAAUCUUCGUAAGCAGUUGUACAGGUUGACAUUAUCAACAAAAAGGUUGGCUGAGCUACAGACUAAAAGUCUGUGUGAACUACACAGCUAAUAUACAAUUUCACUCUUGAUGUCCAAGAUUAUUGUAAAAUAUUGUAAUUUUUCGCAAUCACUGAUACAUCUGUGACAAAUGUGAUCUUAAACAAUCCCGUUGUUCUUUUUCUGUGUGUUCUAAUUAGUUCAGUAAUGAUUUCCUGAUUUUUAUUUCUUUCAAGAAUUUAGUUUUACAUAUGAGUUAAUAAAAAGCAUUUUUGCCAUAA